CGGCGGCGCAUGCGCGGAGUGCCGGGAGGGCCUGCGGCCUGCUGCCUCGGCCUCUAGCAGCCCCGUCCCGUCCCGUCCCGUCCCGUCCGGCCCCCCCGGAGUCCGGACCAUGGCCAACCAGGUCAUAAAGUGCAGAGCCGCCGUGGCCUGGGAAGCCGGGAAGCCGCUGUCUCUGGAGGAGGUGGAGGUGGCCCCCCCGAAGGCUCACGAGGUCCGCAUUAAGAUCGCGGCCACGGCCGUCUGCCACACGGACGCCUACACGCUGAGCGGCGCGGAUCCGGAGGGCCGCUUUCCCGUCAUCCUGGGCCACGAGGGCGCCGGCGUCGUCGAGAGCGUCGGCGAGGGGGUGACCAAGUUCAAAGCAGGUGACGCCGUGAUCCCGCUGUACGUCCCGCAGUGCGGGGACUGCAAGUUCUGCCGCAGCCCGAAAACCAACCUGUGCCAGAAGAUCAGGCUGACCCAGGGCCGGGGGCUGAUGCCGGACGGCAGCGGCAGGUUCAGCUGCCGGGGCCGCCCGCUCUUCCACUUCAUGGGGACCAGCACGUUCGCCGAGUACACCGUGGUGGCCGACAUCUCCGUGGCCAAGGUCGACCCCUCGGCCCCCCCGGACAGGGUCUGCCUGCUGGGCUGCGGCGUGUCCACCGGCUACGGGGCGGCCGUCAACACGGCCAAGGUGGAACCCGGCUCGACCUGCGCCGUCUUCGGCCUGGGGGGUGGCCUGGCGGUCAUCAUGGGGUGCCGGGCGGCCGGGGCGGCCCGCAUCGUCGGCGUGGACGUCAACAGGGACAGGUUCGCCAAGGCCGAGGAGUUCGGCGCCACCGAGUGCCUCAGCCCCCAGGACUUCACCCAGCCCAUCCAGGAGGUGCUGGUCGACCUGACCGACGGAGGCGUGGACUUCUCCUUCGAGUGCGUCGGCAACGUCGGCGUCAUGAGAGCCGCCCUGGAGGCCUGCCACAAAGGCUGGGGGGUCAGCGUCAUCGUCGGGGUGGCGGCGUCCGGCCAGGAGAUCGCCACGCGCCCCUUCCAGCUGGUCACCGGCCGCACCUGGAAAGGCACCGCCUUCGGAGGGUGGAAGAGCGUGGAGAGCGUCCCCAAGCUGGUGGACGACUACAUGGCCAAGAAGAUCCAGGUGGACGAAUUCGUCACUCACACGCUGCCCUUCGACCAAAUCAACGAGGCCUUCGAGCUGAUGCGCUCGGGAAAGUGCAUCCGCUGCGUCCUGAAGUUCUGAGGGACCGGGCCGGACCGGCGCCGCGGUUCCGGGAGCGGCACGGAGGGGGACGCCGUUCUCCCUUCCCUCCCGCCGCCGGACGGCUUUCGGUCUUAGCGACCCGCGCUCCCCCCUCGCCCGCGGCCCCUCGCGUUCUCCCCAGCCCCUCUUCGCCCCCCCCGCCGGCUACCCAAAUCCGGGCAAUAAACAGAGCGGUCCCGGGA
Molecule: messenger RNA, 1434 nt
Organism: Ornithorhynchus anatinus (platypus)
Lineage: Eukaryota; Metazoa; Chordata; Mammalia; Monotremata; Ornithorhynchidae
Product: alcohol dehydrogenase class-3-like
Biological process (GO): formaldehyde catabolic process
Cellular component (GO): cytosol
Molecular function (GO): S-(hydroxymethyl)glutathione dehydrogenase [NAD(P)+] activity; zinc ion binding
Source: RefSeq, a predicted model, not a curated record